CUUAUGCUGACAUUGUGGGGAUGUUCGUGGCUCCAUCUGGUGGCCAGUAGCAGGGAUACAAUCAACUGUUCACCCCAGGUGAAUCUUCCAUGUACAGUAUACACUUACAAUGACUGCGCUAUCAGGGAGUUCGAGCCCCGCCAUAUGGACCUAUAUUCUGGUCCCGGACCUGCUGUACCCCUGAAGUUAAACGUGUACCAGUCCAAUGUAGGGAGCCGUCAUAACUCGACACAUUACUCACGACCUGCACUGACUGUAUUCUGGUGGCCACUAUCAAACAGUUUUGACGAGUUAACAGGAUAUGAGAUUUCGAUGCAAGGUAUAAAGGGCGUCGCUAAAGGCACUCGCAGAUGUUUUGUCAUCGACACUAGAUACUCUAAUGUGACAGCAAAUGAUCAGGCCAUUUACAACUUCUCCAUAUCGCCAGUAUUCACCAACUCGGCAUACCAUUUCCGGAUUCUGUCACUUCCACACAUGCGCAGUAGGGGAGCCUCUAACACUGCCAUAGUGGAAACUCGGAGAGAUCUGAGCCGGACGGCUCCGUCUGAAUGGACGACACGAGUGGACUGUGAGGUUCGGUUUGACCUUGACCUCCCCAAAGUUUAUGUAGAGUACGACUUGCCCCCGGUGGCGUUCAAAUUCCCAGGGGUAGCAGUGGAGUUGGUCCUAGAUGACAACGUCAUUUCAAAACAAUUAUCUACUAAGCCUUUCCAUUUAUUUGAGGCAAUGAAGAAUGGGAAUUACCAAGUCUGGGUGACGCCAGACGAUCCCUACAUAUACUCGCCACGAGCUUGUCUUUGCAGAAACAGCGAUGAUGUUUGUGCAGGGUCUUGUUUGAUGUCAUACGGAUAUUGUGACGUCACCCAGAGGGACGAAUCAAUAGGGGAGAUAGUCGAAAGUCCGACUGGGCUGGCCAGACCGUUGGUUAUUUGUCUAACCGUAUCUGCUGUGGUAAUUGGCGUCAUAGUUACCUUGACGUUUUUCGUCUACAGACAUUGCAGGAGACUAAAAGAUCGACAGAAGAAAACCCCAAAUGCACCAACAACAACGCCGAACAUUUGUGUACCUUUGUCCAGCCGGAUAACGCCGAGGAAUCAGGGACAAGCUCAUUGUGUACUCCUGUGCGUCUUAAACACACAGACUUAAUCAACAAACCAGUCUUCGGCCAUAUGUUGGACAGUGACCAUUAUUUACAUGAUAGUCUGCUCAAGGAUUCUCUUAGCAACCGCGCAUGCCCGGAACUAAUCAGCCUGGGUGGCCAAAGUGUUUAAUCCGUGUUAGAUUAAUUCUUGACAAGCAAUCGAUGAAGCAAUAAUCCUACACGGAGAUUAGUGGCGUUAAAAUGUCCGAGUACCUGGAGAUGUCACCUUGAUGAAAGCUCUCAUUUCAUGAAAUUUAAUAAUGUAAAUCAAUAUGCAUACCAUAUACGCCUUUGUGGGGUCCAGCCUUCAAAUUAAGAUUAACCUUUAUUUCAACAAACGGUAUAAGCUCUGAAGAGCUUUAAUGAUAGUGUCACUAAGGGAACAAAUGUUGUUUUUGGAUGUUGGAGGAAAACCAACCUGUCAUUGGUAAGGAUACAACUAAUCCCACAGACAUCGUCCCCUGCCGCCAUUGUGUUUCGAAGGGUUGUUCCAGGAGAGUGUGGUCUUGGGCUCACAUUUGGCUGCACGCAUCACAAUAGCAUUUUGCUAUGAGCACAUUAACGAUCAUUGAAUUGAUUUUGUUUGAUAUAUUUAUUGUAAUAAAUGAAUUCUGAUAUAUCAAAUAAAUGUUGAACUGAGUCUCUACGCAUCCCUACCCUUCACUUUCGUUUUAAAGGAUGCAUUCUUGUAUAUCUUUAAUUUUAUAUUAUUUUUUCUUUUUUGAUUAAAAUCUGAAUUUAUAAAAAAAACCAUGACAAUACAAAUACUUUAUCUGUGUAUCAUCUAUAUCUUCUUGAAAUAUUAAAAUGUUUUGCUUUUUUAUUUUGAA
Pecten maximus is the source of this 1971-nucleotide messenger RNA. RefSeq lists its product as uncharacterized. The record is from RefSeq and is a predicted model, not a curated record. The transcript has 10 exons. Bases 4 to 1146 code for a protein of 380 amino acids. Lineage: Eukaryota; Metazoa; Mollusca; Bivalvia; Pectinida; Pectinidae.